This is a messenger RNA of Struthio camelus australis, 2138 nucleotides long. Lineage: Eukaryota; Metazoa; Chordata; Aves; Struthioniformes; Struthionidae. The record is from RefSeq and is a predicted model, not a curated record.
CCUGACGCCGGGGGUCUCUCGCAGAGCCUGGACCUCUCCAACAACCAGCUGACGGAGCUGCCGGCCGAGCUGGCCGACUGCCCCCGGCUGAAGGAGGUCAACUUCAGGGGCAACAGGCUGAAGGACAAGCGGCUGGAGAAGAUGGUCAACGGCUGCCAGACAAAAUCCAUCCUGGAGUAUCUGCGGGUGGGAGGCCGCGGAGGUGGGAAAGGGAAAGCCGAGAGCGCGCGAGAGGAGAGCAGGAAAAAGAAGAGAGAGAGGCGCCAGAAGGAUAGCGGGGACGGGGAGCAAGACGAGCUGGAAGACAUCAACAAGCUGUUGGUUAAGGUUCUGCAUGUCUCUGAAAAUCCUGCGCCCUUGACUGUCAAAGUGAGCCCCGGCAUCAAAGACGUCCGACCGUUCAUUGUGUGCUGCGUGCUGAAAGGAGUAAACUUGAAGCCAGGAAAUGCUUUGAAGAGGUUUCUCUCUGCCCAGACUAAACUGCACGAAGACAUCUGUGAAAAGCGAACAGCAGCCACAAUUGCCACACAUGACUUGCAGCUGAUCAAAGGUCCUCUGAUAUACGAUGUUCAGCCUCCUAGUGAAUUGAAGAUAAUGCCACUAGGUCGAAAGGAGAUCAAGGCAAAGGACCUUCUCCGUCAGCUGCAGUUAGAAGCUGAGGAGCAGAGGAAACAGAAGAAGCGUCAAAAUAUCUCUGGAUUGCACAAGUAUCUUCAGCUACUGGAUGGCAAAGAUAACUAUCCGUGUCUUGUGGAUGCUGAAGGUGUUGUUAUUUCUUUCCCGCCAAUAACCAAUAGCGAGAAAACAAAGAUUAGAAAAAGCACGUGUGAUCUAUUUCUAGAAGUGACAAGUGAUACCAGUUUGCAGAUAUGCAAAGAUGUCAUGGAUGCGCUAAUUCUGAAAAUAGCAGAACUAAACAGAUUCACCUUGGAAAAUAGGGAAGAAGACUCGGGCUCAGAUAAUGAAUCUGAUGCUCUUUGUGGACCAGUGAAUUUGAAUCCCAGCCAAAAUGUACAGCAAAUGAAUUCUCCAUUGGUAGCGGAGCAGGUUCGCGUGGUGGACACAGAUGGAAACUUGAAAGUACUUUAUCCUUCAAAAACUGACCUAACCACAGUUUCCUCUCUUCUGACUGUAAUACGUUAGCAGCUAUCAAAUCUAAGAGAGGUAUUCAGUUUUCAUCUAUUUCAUGGUCAAGAAUGCAACUUGUACACGGUGAGAUUGUUAGUUUAUAUAUAUGUAUUCUUUUUUAAAGAAAGGUGCAGUGUAUCCUGCCUUGGUAUGUAAAAACUUUUAAGUUCGAACAAGCUAUGGCAAUGAGUAUUGCAUUCUUUCAGCCUUAAUAAAAAGUUACCGCUAUUCUGACGAGUUAGAGAUAUCGGUAUCUCCAAAGGCAAACUUAAACCAAAAAGUGGUAUUAGAAGUUAGAAUGCAUUAACUUGUAGAAAGAAUCAUAACAGCAUGAUAGCAGUUUAUAAAAUGGGUGCAGUCAUAUUUUUCUGCAAGAUCACUAUUUCUUCCUGGUAGUUUUCUGCUGGAUUGUUAUUUUAGUAGCUAAACUGAGAAAUCCAGAAGAUGACAGCAUUGAAACUAGCCAAGCUAUAUGCUGUAUACCAGUACUAGAGACAGAAUGCCAAAAUACUUAGCUAGCAUACCAUCAAAAGGUAUGGUAUUUGGGAAGAUUUACGUUAAUUAGGGCCUUGGGUUUUUUUGUGGGGUUCUGCAUAACUUUAUAUCUGGAGUAAUCAUGAAACACUGAAAAUUCUGCAUCUUUUAAAAAAGCUUCAAUCUAAUUGCUGUCAAAACUUGAGCUUUAAAGUGAUCUCACAUUAACCCAGCUUCCAUUUUUUAAAAGAAGUCAGCUGAAUUGACUGCAGGGGGCUUUGUUUCCCAGUGCAUUUUACAGCUAUAACCCAUGUUUGUGGUGUAGUGAACUUGUGUGGGUUCACGUUGAGUUAGCUGUUGAUCAAGCAUUGCAUUUAUUCUUGCUCAUGAAGUUUAGCUCUGUUCUGAGGGCUAACGUUGGUCUGUGUCGCCACUGUUAAUGCUCCCCUAUCUGCCUAGAAUACAAGCACUCUUGCCCCAAAGUGAUCCUCGUGGAAUUCUCUAUCACACUCUAAGGUGAAACGGGGGUGGGGGCC